This is a messenger RNA of Candidula unifasciata, 1178 nucleotides long. The record is from the annotation of a GenBank genome assembly. NCBI's taxonomy places the organism in Eukaryota, Metazoa, Mollusca, Gastropoda, Stylommatophora, Geomitridae.
CUUUCCAAGGAGUUGGAAACCCGGACGGCGGUAGUAGCAGCCUCUCACUCUCGGAUCUCAACUCAGGGCUGAAGAAAGACGGGCUCAACACCGGUGUGUUCCUAGACUAUUCUCUAAUGCUGCAGAACUUGCCGCCUCCUGAGAUCAUCCCCAAGGCAAUGGCUACCAAAGUAGCUGCUAAACCGCCUCCGUUCACUACAGUGGCGCCGAUCCUGACGCCUGAGCCUCCAGAGACGACAACAGCGUUUUCAUGGAGCAAGUAUGUGGCGCCAGAUCUGGACACAGCAUCAAAAUUUGAAAUUAUCGCCCCUGAUGUGGUGGCCGAGAUCGGAAUGAGCCCAACAAGUAACCUCAAAGUUGUCUGUACAGCUCAAAAGGCUUGGGGUUGGACUUACAUUGCUAUUUCUCGCUAUGAGGGUGACAGUGAAUACUCUUUGGAGUUCUUGGGUGGGGUUGAUAAGUCGGACGAGUGGCCAUUUAUCCCCAUCGACUCCAGGAUGUCAGAUUUCACCUUGCACCGUGAUGCCGACCAGGUGACAUUUGCCUUGGAGACCAAGUACGCUCUUUGUGAGGACAAAGGUCGUUACCUCUGUGAGGUCAAAGUGAACCGAACGUUCUUCAGCAAGACUUUCAAUGUGGACGUGAAAAAAAGACCAGAGAAGCCGGACCUCAAGUUUCCUGAAGAUGUGAUUGAAGGACAGACCAUCUGGCUGGUCACCACAUGGGACGCCGGCAACCCAGUUAUUGGCUACAUCGUUCACGACAUUGUUAAUGGUUUCACAGGUGGGUGGAUGAUCUCAGGUCGUUUGCCAUACGCUGCUACCUCUGAAAGUACCAAAGCUUGGUAUAAGGACUGCGCUGUCAUGAUGGAAAAUAAAUAUGCUGUCACUCCAGAGCUUUCCUGGAAUGGAACAGAAAUUGUCGCUCACAUACUUCCAAAAGACAACGCUACAGUAUACGAACGGAGCAUCGCUGAAAGAGUCAAGAUUGAUCGCAAGAUCAUGACUGUAUUACAUAAAAAUAUAUGCGGCAACAAGACAAGUGUGAGGAUCGCCCAUCCUUACAGAAGCGACAAGUACAUCACCUGUUACACCAGCGGACCCGCUGUGUCUAAAUGUCCCAGCCACCACGUUUUUGAUGAAGUCACAAAGAUAUGUGCUAUGCCAGGGAUUAGUUAG